UCACGCGCUCCUUCGUUAGCAAACACAGGAGCUAGCACAAGAGCUAACUCGGAGCUGACAUGAGUGCUGCGGUCGUGGUGCGGAGGUUAGCGGCUCUGUCCGGGGCUUCUGCGGUGGGACUGGGGGCGUACGGAGCUCACGGUUUCAAAAAUACAGAUCCUGAUGACUACCAAUUAAUGCUUUUCGAAACGGCCAACAAGUACCACUUCUACCACAGCCUGGCCCUGCUGGGAGCGGCUCAGUGCAGACAGCCCGCCGUGGCUGGCACUCUGCUCGUCGCUGGGAUGGGCUUGUUCUGCGGAGCUCUGUACCGCCAGGCGCUGACCGGGGAGGUGGCACCCAAGAAAGUGGCACCCGUGGGCGGUGUGGCCAUGAUCGCGGGGUGGUUGGCCAUACUGCUGUGAACCUGCGAGCGUCUCCGUGACCAUCGGCUCGACCUAAAGAACUGAACUAGAACUACGUGAAUGACGCCCAACCGCUCCCAUGGGUGUCAUCGGGAGAUAAGGUCACCCUGACGUUAUCAGUACUUGUGCUUUGUGUUUAGCUGAGGCCAGUUGAAUCAAAGGGACCUGUAGUCAAUACGGAGUCAAACUGCUAUGGCACUAAUAAGAAAUGUAUUUUUUUGAGCAUCACAAUGAAGUUGAAAUUCACUUUCUCAACAGCUAAUACUUUUUAUAGCUAGAUUAUACGAGCAGCUUUAUUAAAAUUUGAAUAACAAGAUUGCAGUUGUUUUGCCUUAAAAAGCUAUUCAUAUAAGCUUUUUCCAAAUGUAAUCUGGUACUAUUGCUUUAAUUAUAACCAAAAUAUCGUGAUAUCGUAUCGUCAAAAGUCUCACAAUAAUAUCAUGGACCACCACAAUAUAUCGAAUCUCAAGUCUCGUUGCUUAAAUUCAUUGUUACGGUGCAGCAACAGCUAAAAAAAACAGUGAGAACUACAUAGACCAUGAUCCGUGUCUCAUUCGUUCAUUCGUUUUUUUCCCAACCAAAAUGAAAAAACAGAUGUUGAUUUGUUUUUUCAGUUUUCGAUUUUGUGUUUAAAUGAAAAAUGGAAAAAACGGAUAACGGACGUUUACGUGACUCCCCUGACUGUGAUGCCGGACUUUUGCACUGCAUACGGAUUGAACCAGGACUGAUCCAGGUCCGGGACCAGACUGGGACCGAGAUCGGGACUGAGAUCGGGACCAGACCGGGACCAGAGCAGACUCCGCAGGGUCCGAGCCUCAGCUUCGAG
This is a messenger RNA of Boleophthalmus pectinirostris (great blue-spotted mudskipper), 1230 nucleotides long. RefSeq names its product transmembrane protein 256 (gene tmem256). The transcript has 4 exons. NCBI's taxonomy places the organism in Eukaryota, Metazoa, Chordata, Actinopteri, Gobiiformes, Gobiidae. Bases 60 to 404 code for a protein of 114 amino acids. The record is from RefSeq and is a predicted model, not a curated record.